Cylicocyclus nassatus is the source of this 720-nucleotide messenger RNA. The record is from the annotation of a GenBank genome assembly. NCBI's taxonomy places the organism in Eukaryota, Metazoa, Nematoda, Chromadorea, Rhabditida, Strongylidae.
AUGAGUAUGCUGGACCCACGUCAGUUCCUGAUGCCAGCGUUUUGUCUCGAUUCCGCCACCACUUCAAUUCUCAGCCAACAGCCUUCGCAAAAUUCCGGUGGUGGCAAACUGACACAUUCAUUUCGAAUUUCGGACCUACUCGAAUCGUCAAGUGACAAGUCUGAACAAGCCGCAGAUAAAGAACAUUCCACAACGUCGCGCCCAGAAACUCCAGAAUCUGGCUGCUCACAAGUACGAAGUAGCCCGAACGACACCAGCCCCCUUGGAUCGAAGAAAGCCCGGAAAGCCAGAACGAUUUUCACCGAUAAACAAUUACAAGAACUCGAAUCGACCUUUGAGAAACAAAAAUAUCUCAGCGUACAGGAUCGUAUGGAUUUGGCACAACGCAUGGGACUUACAGAUACACAAGUGAAAACCUGGUAUCAAAAUCGAAGGACGAAAUGGAAGCGACAAGCGACCACGGGUAUGGAACUGCUGAACGAGGCCGGAAACCUGGCCGCCGUCCAAAAUCUGCUCCGCUCCAACCCCUACUGGGCCGGCUACGUAGGCCAACUCGGUGGGUUCCCCACUCCACUGCCCCUGAUGAUGGGCUUACCGUUAUCGGCCGCUCUGCCGUCCGUGCCCCCGUCGCUGUCGUUCGUGCUGCCCCCGUCCCAGCAUGUCGUUCCCCCCUCUAAAGAAUCCACAUCCGUUGAUGCAGAAACAACUGAUGCUAACUAG